AUGUCGAUCCUGGAAGAGCCAUCACAGAGCAGCUGGGAUCUCCAAGCACAUCGCAUAGCCAUCCCGGCUCAUGCAGGGCCUAGUCAGUUCGCUUCCACGUCCACCCAACAGCAGCCAGCCGACACCAUCGACGACGAAGGCGGCUUCUUCUACCUUUCCAACUUCAUCACCGAGGACGAGGAGCGUUUCCUCACCGAAGCCAUCCUCUCAGCGCCCAAGCCCAAGUGGAAGUUCCUCCAGAACAGAAGGCUGCAAGAAUGGGGCGGUCAGAUGCUCACCAAGAACAACACGCUGAUGCCCCAACCCAUGCCGGACUUUUUCACGAGCUAUCCGGACCUCAUCAGCCGCCUUCGCAGCACGGGAGCUUUCGACGCAUCGAAACACGGCGAGCCGAACCAUUGCCUGGUCAACGAGUAUCUUGCCGGUCAAGGUAUCAUGCCGCAUGAGGAUGGGCCGGCCUACUUCCCGGCUGUCGCGACCAUCAGCUUGGGAUCGCACACGCUCCUCGACGUUUACAGAUACGUGGACGAGGAUUUGCAGAAGGACUUUGAAGAGCGGAUGAAGGAGCACGACGAGAAGGCCGCAAAGGACGGAGUUGCGUCAAGCGGAGAGGAGAAAGGGGCGCAGGACUCGACAUCGUCCAAGAUCGUGCCGAAGGAGAGGAUCGAAGGCAACGUCAAGAUUGUGCGUGGAGCCAGAGCGAGAGAGCCGAACCCGGUGUUCUCCAUCUUGCAAGAGCCACGGUCCUUGCUGAUCACAACAGGGCGCGUCUACAAGUCGUACCUGCACGGGAUCGCCGAGCGUGAAGUUGACAAUGCAGCACAGCUGGUCCAGGUAGCAAACGCGAACCUGCUCGACGACUCACAGCUGCGGAGCAUGGUGGGAAAGGCGAAGGCAAAGUUGGAUGCUGGUGCUGCCGAGACGCAGCAGAACGGCAAGGUCGAGGAAGCGAGUCUACCACGAGACACCCGGCUCAGUCUCACUUUCAGGGACGUUGAGAAAGUGAGCAAAGGUGUUGCUGCAAUGAUGGCCUACUUGCAGGGCGGCAAAAAGUAG
Messenger RNA from Kalmanozyma brasiliensis GHG001, 1056 nucleotides. Its product is annotated as Alpha-ketoglutarate-dependent dioxygenase AlkB-like protein. The record is from RefSeq and is a predicted model, not a curated record. The transcript has a single exon. The coding region runs from base 1 to 1056 and encodes 351 amino acids. NCBI's taxonomy places the organism in Eukaryota, Fungi, Basidiomycota, Ustilaginomycetes, Ustilaginales.